Darwinula stevensoni is the source of this 369-nucleotide messenger RNA. The record is from the annotation of a GenBank genome assembly. NCBI's taxonomy places the organism in Eukaryota, Metazoa, Arthropoda, Ostracoda, Podocopida, Darwinulidae.
AUGGUUUCUCGAUCAGCGAAAACCGCUCUGAAAGCUGAGGGUUCUAGUCCGAACCAUUAUUUUUUAGUGUACGGUGGGGAAUUUUCUCCCACAGACCUCUUCAAAUGGACACCGAGACUCGCUCACUCGGGAGGAGAAGGAGGAAAGGAGGGAGUCGUGGAAGAGAAGGAUAAGUGCAGAAGGGCGAAGACGCCGAUCGGUCGACUGGACGAACCGGAGUCGGAUCGCCACCCGUACCAGGAGAAGGAGCCGCUGCCAGAAUGGCCGCUGGGAUACAAUCCCGAGACUGGAGAGAUCGGAGGACCCCGAGCCCCCGAGCCCACUCGGUACGGCGACUGGGAGAGGAAGGGACGCGUCUCCGACUUCUAG